AAUACAUUAAAUUAUAAACACAAAUUUUUUCCUCAAAGAGUGAAUAUUUCUUUAUUUUUUCCCUUUAAUUUUCAAAGGAUAAAGUUAAAAAUCUAACCAUGGCUGCAUACGAUAAUGAAGUUCAGAAACAAGUAAGUUUUAAACGAUAUUAUAUGUUACGAUCGCGAAAAUUUUGCACAUUUUCAAAGUCAUUUCUGUCAUGUGUUUUAUAUAUAAAUCGAAAUGUGACAGUGUGAUGAUUUGGGUUUAUUUUGGCUGUUCAGAUCAAGCAUAUGAUGGCGUUUAUAGAACAAGAAGCGAAAGAGAAAGCAGAGGAAAUAGAUGCCAAAGUAAGACUGACUGAAAUCACAAUGACUUUCACUAUAUUUCAAUAAUAUUUAUAAAGUUAUUAAAUUAAUCAUGGCUUUUCAUGCAUGACAGUCAAAUUACUGUACCUACUCGUUCACCUGGUUGGAUUUCUCCAUUUUCGCCCGCCAAAGAUUUACGCCAGGAAAAUUACAACUUUAGAAAACCCGCCAAAAGCACAAACUUUCUUAAACACACGCAGGCCGCCAAUCUGCCGCCUUUUAAUAUUUUACGCCAAAAACUCCUUUGUGGUACGCCAAGUGGCUAUGCUUUUCGCCAAAGAUCUUGAGCUGAUGGGUAUCGGAAUCCAAUCAGGCUCGUUCAUGCUUGAUCUAGUAACAUCAUAUGCACAAUAAUGGUGAAACGUUGACGAACAUGAAUGCAAACUAAACAGAAUGCUAUUGGCUCGCAUUGUUAUUGGAGUGUUUGCACCUGUUAUGCACCAGACAAUGUAAAUCCUGUGGCCCCAACUGGGGAGGGGGGUAUUUAGCAGGGAAAGUGGUCGGUUUUGAUUGUAAAUGUGUCCCCGGGGGAUGAUGGGGGACUUGGACGACAUUUUCACUUACGGUAGACAAUGUGGGAACGAAAGCAUAAUUAUAUCCUGUGUUGCUGUUUUAGUUUUCUUUACAACAACAUUAAGUACAAUAACAUAAAUGAAUUUGAUUUUUUCUAUUGCUGAUCUAUGAAAUAUAUAAUACUAUUUUCCCGGGGUUCAGAGACAUGCAGGCACAUUAAUUAAUCACCCUUUCCCCCGGGGGUGAGGACAAUUUCGCUCUUUUACUAUCCCUCUAAGUCAAAAUCCCUUCCCGGUUGGGGGGAGGGGGUUUACAUUGACUGGUGCAUUUCCAUUCCCCUUCAUUAGCAUCCAAUUUUGUUAUUCUGACAAUAUUCACCUUCGCUAGUGAUCAUGCCAAUCAACUAUCACUUUCAAUAAUGUUCACCAUCAUUAGCGUUCAGGUUAUCAACACCCAAAUUCACUGUGAUCAAAUGCAAUCAAACAUUUAUGCACAUUUACUGUUUGUAUUCAAAAGACUGGUAAUAGUAUUGUCUUCACGAAGCACUAGCUAAGAGUUUAACCCAUUAAGCGCCAGCGCUCUCCCCUUGACGAGUAAAACAAGUAAAAUCGUUUGGCAUUAGACAGAGUAAAAUACUAAAGUAGGGUACAUCAGGGUGCAAUGCGACUCAAUGGGUUAACUAGAUACAUGGGCAGAUAGGCCAGUUAACCCAUUGAGCGCUCCCCUUGACGAGUAAAAUCGUCUGGCGUUAGAGUAAAAUCAUCUGGCGUUAGACAGAGUAAAAUACUAAAGUAGGGUACAUAUGGGCAGAUAGGCCAGUUAACCCAUUAAGCGCCAGCGCUCUCCCCUUGAUGAGUAAAAUCGUCUGGCGUUAGACAGAGUAAAAUCGUCUGGCGUUAGACAGAGUAAAAUACUAAAGUAGGGCACAUCAGGGUGCAAUACGACUCAAUGGGUUAAAGAAAAUUAUGAGAGUUUAAACUCAGUAUAACUUUGCCUUGUCACAAGGAAAAAGUGGUGAAAUUCCCCACCUUAAUGACCUAAUAGCUUCAGCCGUUUCCUUGUAGUAAACGCUCUUCUGUCUCAAAUUUACUGCUACUGUUUUGGCAGACAUUUUCCCCGCCAUUUCCGUACACUUGAGCAUGCACUUUACGUUUGACCGCAGUGUUAUGUGCAGCUGAUUACAACUAACAAGAUUUUACACACAGGCUGAGGAAGAGUUCAAUAUUGAAAAAGGCAGAUUGGUCCAACAAGAACGAUUAAAAAUAAAAACUUAUUACGAGAAAAAAGAAAAACAAGUCGCAUUGCAGAAAAAAAUGUAAGACUUUAUCAAAUAUAUAAAGGCUGCUACAAAUUACAGUCAAGUGCGGUGUUCUAUUACAGGCAACAUUGCAAUAUUGUCACGCAAUAUUGCAAUAUUGAUUGGCCGACUGCUCUUGCAAAUUGCAACUGACGUGAACAAAGUGCAAUUUUUACGUAACAGUAUUAAACCAUCAACUGAUCAUAAUUAUUAUAAUUAUGAACUUUUGCAGUUGACAGUUUAAUCACAGAGUAGAUAAGACAUACAGAGACGUAACUGACCGUUGUAAACACUGCGGAAGAUUACGUUAUCAUGUACCCACUUUUUUUUCAGGCGACCGGGCGAAAAAUGAUCAACUGCGCAUGCUCAGCAAGUUUAAAGUGAGUCGUCAUCAGGUCGUCAUCCAAUCAGAUACAUGCAUCUAGUAACUUGCCGAGCAUGCGCACAAAAAAAGUGGGUACACUAGUUACGUCUCUGUAUGUCUCUACUCUGUGGUUUAAUUUAAUACUGUUACGUAAAAAUUGUAGUUUGCUCACGUCAGUUGCAAUUUGCUAGAGCAAUCAGCCAAAUCAAUAUUGCGUGACAAUAUUGCAGUGUUGCUAGCAACGGAACACUGGAUUUGACUGUAAGUUCUCCGUCCUCUGCCCGCGUCUCCUAGAACUGGCGAGAAUGAUUUGUCCGUUAUUGCUAACUUGUUUUCAUUAGUUGACCUUAAACAUGACUAUAAGAAUAAUGAAAAUCAUUCUACAGUUCUCAAACAAACUGUCAUUCAAGAAAUACAUGUUUCAUAACAUAAUACAUAAAAAUCAAAAUAAAAUUGUUAAAACUUUAUGAAAGAGCGCGUGAAUUGUUGUUUUUGUUCAUUUUCACCACAGGCGGCCCAAUCUCAGAAUGAACGAUCAGGUUUUGCGGGUUUUUAACAGUUUUUAUAAACAAAUUUAUAGUCAACCAAAACUAUUUUAAAAACAUUCUUAAAUUAGUCAAAUAAAUACAUUUUAACAAUAAAAUAUAGUUGACAUGAUAGUAUAAUACCCUUGCAUUCUUUUAAUUACUCCAUGAGCUCAUUUAGAGCGGUUGAUGUAACAUUUUCUGUGACCUACAUUGUGUGUGCUCAUCUAUAUGUAAUAUAACUGUUAUAUUACAUAUAGAUGAGCACACACAAUGUAGGCCACAGAAAAUGUUACAUUAACCACUCUAAAUGAGCUCAUGGAGUAAUUAAAAGAAUGCAAAGGUAUUAUACUAUCAUGUCAACUAUAUUUUAUUGUUAAAAUGUAUAAAAUGUAUUUAUUUGACUAAUUUAAGAAUGUUUUUAAAAUAGUUUUGGUUGACUAUAAAUUUGUUUAUAAAAACCUGCAACACCUGAUCAUUCAUUCUGAGAUUGGGCCGCCUGCUGAGCUAGACGCUCCAUUACACGUUUUGAUUUUUGAAUGUAAUAAAAAUUAAAAUAUCCUGGCUUUCAUUUCUGCAUACAAAAAAAUUCAAAACAUUUUGUAGAAACAUGGCUGAAUGGAUAUUUAAAACGUGUAUCUAUUUCAUGAAAUAAUGGGUCCUGUCAGAUUCUUUGAGACACCAUAAUGGAUAUGACCACUGCCCACCCGUGUGUAAUUUGAAAUAAGGGCUGGAUGGGAAACUAAAGUCUAAUUUGGAGUGGCCUAAGUUGGUUUCAUCUAUAUAACCACAUUGUUAAUUAAACACACUUUUCCUGACAUUUUGCAGCCAAAGAUCAAACCAGCUAAAUCAAUCAAGGUUAAAAAUUUUGAAGGCAAAAGAUGACCAUAUUAAGGUGGGUGUGAUGAGUUUUUCAACAAAGAAACGUCAACCAAAAGGAGAAAUGUUUAUAGUCUGAGACUGAAUUUAAUAAUUCAAAACGUUUGUGUUUUGCAGCAAAUUCUGGAAGAGGCCUGUGAGAAGUUGGCUGAUGUAACAAAAGAUUCAGAAAAAUAUUCAAGCGUUUUACUUGGCCUGAUCACACAGGUAGAAUAUACCCCUUCUGGAAACUGUGUCACAUUGCCUAUAGAGACUUGUUUUCGUGAUCGAGACAGUUGGCUUUAGUUGAUGUCAGCAGAUGCGUGAAAACGAGGCUCUAUAGCCAAAGUGACAUACUUUCCAGAAGGGUGUAUUACAAGUCAUAUGGUAAAUAUUUGACAUUAUAUAUAAUACCUUCAACAGAAAUUAUUUUAAAAUAUGAUUUGAAAUAGGAAUGUUCGGUAUGAGAAAUUUCCGGCAUCGAUAUACCGAAAAAAUUAUACCGAUAUUAUCGGUAUGCCGGUUUCCUUUGAUAGUUAUAAAGGAAAAUAGAAGUUUGAAGGAAAGUUUGAGUAAUUCUAAGUAAUUCGAACGACAUGCACGUACUCAGUGUAAAAUCUCACUGAAGUGGAAAUUCUAAAUCAUUGCAGUAGAAAGUUCUUUGAAUUGCCAUUCAGUAGUAAAAUAAAGGUUAUGGUUUCGCCAUAUAGUUGGUAAAUUUAAUAUGGUAUAUACCGAAAAAUUCUGGUAUAUCCGAAAUUUCGGUAUAUCGGUAUGGUUGAAUAUCCGGUAUCGAUAUACCGAUAUUGAUUUAAUACCGAUAUUUUCGAUAUAUCGGUAUACCGAACAGUCCUAAUUUGAAACGCCCGAAAAUGUGUUGAAAAAUGAAGUGCAGAGUUUUUAACAUGCUGUGAGGUACCAUGGUUUAUAUCCUUGUGAACAAGUAUAGCUCUAUUUUUCAGGGAUUAUUUCAAUUGCUUGAAUCUGAGGUCACAAUACGAUGCCGAAAAGAAGACUUAGAUUUAAUUAAGGUAUGUUGUAAGGUUUUGCAAUGCUAAGCCAUCACCCUGAUUUCCUAUUUUAUUCCAUCUAACACAAGACAAUUUCACAUGAAACAUGGUGCUACCAUGGAUAAUAAAAUAAAUGGAUAGGAAACUAGCUGACGUGACCUAAUGUUUUCAAUGGGCUGAUGGCGUGGUUGGAUGUCCCAACCUAGUUGCCAACCAAAUUCUCAAAAACGGCAUGUUUAGCAAUAAUACAGCUAAACAAUUUAGUCAAAGAGCAAAUAAAUAUAACCACGCCAUUCUACGAUGAAAACUCUAAGUAUUCCCAAUCAAUUUUAGCAAAUAUUUCAAGCACUAAACAGUGAAAAAUACAUCACAAAUUUCGUUAAAAUUUGUGACGCCAAUUUCGUAGCUACAAAUGUAAAAAAAUACAAAACAAAGACGAAAAACAUUUACCUUGAAUACUUUGUCGUGGCUUAGGCAUGUUUUUAAAACAAUUAGACCAGUUUAUGCUUCAAUAUCACCCUUUUAAAGUGGAAAAUAUAGCAAAACAACAAAAAUGCCGAGAACUUUGGUAAUAUUCGCAAUACGCGUGACGUCACGUUUUUCAACAAGGACACAGAGUAGAGACAUACAGAGACGUAACUAGUGUACCCGCUUUUUUUGUGCGCAUGCUCGACAAGUUACUAGAUGCAUGCAUCUGGUUGGAUGACGACCUGAUGACGACUCACUUUAAACUUGCUGAGCACGCGCAGUUGAUCAUUUUUCGCCCGGUCGCCUGAAAAAAAGUGGGUACAUGAAAACGUAAGCUUCCGCAGUGUUUACAACGGUCAGUUACGUCUCUGUAUGUCUUAUCGACUCUGUGACAAGGAUGAGGCCAAUGACGUCAGAAGUUUCCUAUCCAGUUAUUUUACAAUCCAUGGUGCUACAUAUAGGCCUUAAAAUAUCUUUUACAGUGCUGUCUAACAAAAUGAACGAUGACUUUGAGUUUCGGCCGGACAUAUGUAUGAUGAUGUCCGAUGACCUUCAGUUCAGUUUGGCUCGGAAAUAAGUCCGGAUGACACAAAUUAAUAUCAGCACAAUGUCGAUGUAAUUCUGACAAUAAAUGAAACUUAUUUCCAAGACAAAAUUAACUUGCUUCCCAAUAAAAGCAGUAAGACUUCGAUAACAUAAACCUGUUUCCACUUCACCAUUUUGCUUACCGCCAGCGACAUUUUGAUUUAUGUUGGACAAAGCUACAGUUUGGUCGGACACCAAUACACUCGGGUCGGACAAAAAGUAAACCUCAGGUUUCACUUAGGUCAGACAGAAUGUUCAGUGGUUUCCUCUCUACGUCGGACAAUUUCACGAAUGGGUUGGACAAUAGGGCCAUUUAUACGUGACAAAAUAAGUCGCGACUUACAUAAGACGCGACUUAAAUAAGUGGAGUUAUCGCAUAAAUGGUUCUCUACGGCUUUGGUCUUGUUUAUUUGCUAUAGCUAUGUUGUUUUGGUUGUUUUUGUUUUAAUAUGCAAGGCAUUAAAUUUUACGUUGUUUCAAGUUUCUGGCAUGUGUAGUUAGACUUUUUGUCCAAAAUUUCUUAUUUAAGACGCGACUUAAAUAAGAACAGCUAAAAGACCUGUUCUUAUGUAAUCCAAGACGCGUCUUACAUAAGAAUUUUGUACCUUUUAUACGACAAACUCGCGUCUUACCUAAGUCGCGUCUUAUGUAAGUCGCGUCUUAUUUUGUUCCGUAUAAAUGGCCCUAAUGUCUGUGACCUAGCAAUAUUUUAGUUAAGGCCUGUGCUACACGCGCCUUCUUCUAUUAAGCUGCAAUCUAUCCUAUUCUUAAGUUACACCAAACAACAUUCAAUUUGAGACACUAACCUAGAUAGACGAUUCUGAUUAUCACUUGAUUCUGACAACUGGGAUAUUUGAAACAUCAGUCACAUCACACAUUAAGAUAAAUUCACCUAGAAAUCACAGCAUUAACCUGUUAAGCUGCAAUACAAUUAAGAUUGACAUUUCUAUAGCACAAAUUUGCAUCAAAUGUGCGUUACAUCAAGUACGAUGCUUACCUAAUUACUUACAGAGCCUAGAGCCGUAGACUAUUUUAUCGUUACAACAAUGGACCUUUCCCCUUAUAACUAAAAUUUUGAUCUAGACAAAAAUUUCAUCACAGCUUGAAAGAGCAUCACAAAAUUAGUAAUAUUCCAAAGUUUCGUUGCGAAAUGUUGUAAAAUGCGGAUAAUAUAGCCUUGCGAAAUUUGCCGUUUUUCAGUCAUUUUGUAUUACGCAUGGGAAAUUGACAGCCCAAUCGGGUGUUGGGGCAUCAAUUUCCCGUUUGUAAUACAAAAUGACUGAAAAUUGCAAAUUUCGCAGGGCUAUAUUAUCCGCAUUUUCAAGCUUUCUUGUCUAGACCUGUCUAGAUCAAAAUUUUAGUUAUAAGGGGAAAGGUCCAUUGUGAUAUUACUUUCUUAACUGUGUUUAUCCUAACCCACCCUGUCAACUUUCCCUGUGGGAGGAAACUGGAGACUAUAGAGUCCUGAGCUUUAAUGUGUUGUUAAUUUUAAUGAUGGCCUACUCUACCAUGUAGAAAAUAAGAGAUGAAGCUUGCUCUAAGUUCAAAGAAGCUGCGAAGAAGGAUGUUAAAAUCAAUAUAGAUGAAAACAAAUUUCUAAGUUCUAACAGGUAAGUUAACUAUUUAUACAAGAAACUAAUUUUAUUUUUUUAAAUCAUUAUUGUCGAUUUCAGAUUACUUUUCAAAGCGCGGUUUCCAAGUUUGUUGUCAACUUGCCAAUUACGUUUCCAAAUUCGGAAGUUGGGCGGGAACUUCGCAACGAAGUUCGCAAGUUCAUUUCAAAGUUCGAACUUCGAUUGUAAACAAAUGUACAAAUUUCAUUUAUAAAUUUACUUAAAAAGGCAUUUUCGUCUUGGAAGACCACUGGACCAAUAUUUUACUGCAGUAAUAUGUACAUAGGGCCUUAUACAGUAAUUUCAACAUCAACUAUGAACAUUUGUUUGCAAUCAAAGUUCAAACUUUGAAAUGAACUUGCGAACUUCGUUGUGAAGUUCACGCCCAACUUCCGAACUUGACAACGUAAUUGGCAAGUUCGCAACGAACUUGGGAACAGCGUGUUGAAAAGUUACCUGAAAUUGACAAUAGCUUGCAAAUGUGGGGUUUUCUCUCUCUCUUAACAGCUCUGGGGGAGUGGAUUUAAUUUGUCGACGCUCAACAAUUCAUGUUCAGAAUACUUUGGAAAGCAGACUGAGUUUAUUGAGUGGUCAGGUGAGUGAAGGUUGAUGAGACCGCAUCGAAUGCAAUUAAGACAAAAGAUAACGAGAUGAUAAACCUCAUUAAGCUUCAUUAUCUAUUGUUUGAAUUGCAUUCGACGCGACCGAAAUUCGAUGUAUAAGACAGACCUUACACGUGAACAGGGGCGGAUCUAGCCUCAUCUGCAAGGAGGGGUGCAGGUUUUCCAUGGGGUGGUGCAUGAGGGAGCCUUACUGCCCACUCUCCUCUGCAGUCUGCAACGUUACUGUCCCAACAUUACCAUUAUUUAAAAUGCUGAAUCUGCAUGUUCGCCGUUCCGUUUUACAUUAUCUUUUGUUUAUAUCGGCUUUUUAUCCUGACAGUUGCUGUAGCACAGUAAAGUAAAUUUGCUUGUUAAAGUACAGUAUAUUUGGCUGUAUAACAACCUCGACAUAUUUACAUAUUUAACCAUGAUGUUUAACUAAAGCAUUCUGAGUAUCUUCUCAUAAAUCAGUGAAAUCGUUUCAAGAAAUCGACAUGCGCUAACAGUAGAAGUUCCACUACACAUGCAAAAAUCUGACAUCUCGUAGCAAGUCUGCCAACAAGCCGUCAACAAGUUGUCUUCGCAAUGCUUGUCCCAAGUUGUCAACAAGUUUGGAACAAGCUGUUAACAACUUGUAACAACCUUGUUGAUAUUAUCAGGCUUGUUACAAGGUUGUUCCAACAAGUCCGAUACAGUCAUGAUAUAGCAGUAUUGUUAUAACCUUGUGUCGUCAACCUUGUAACAUUCUUGUUUAUAAUGACUGUAUCAGACUUGUUAGAACAACCUUGUGACAAGUCUGAUGAUGCCAUCAAGCUUGUUACAAGUUGUUAACAGCUUGUUCCAAACUUGUUACAACAACUGGGAACAAGCAGUGCGAACACAACUUGUUGACAGCUUGUGAACAGAUUUGUAACAACUUGUUUGCAGACUUGUAACAAAUUGUGCGUUUUUACGUGUGUAAUCGCUAUUCGAAAUGCAGAAAAUGUAUGGAUUGUUUAGGGUGUUUACUUGUCUUACUCGUCAGGGGAAGAGGGCCACUCAGUGGGUUAAUUGUUUUUUUAUUUUUUUAGAUGCUGCCUGAAAUACGUGAACGUCUCUUUGGCAAGAAUCCAUCUCGAAAAUUUUUGGACUGAGCAACUUAAAAACUACGAGACUUAUAUAUGCUUUAGUAUACGAUAUAUGAUGAAUUAAUGUAAAACCUGACGCCAAUUUUUAUAUAUUAUCUUUUCAUAAUGAUUUCGUCAAAGCACUUAGUUGCCAAAUGCCAUUGUAUUUAUUUAAAUGAUUAUGUUGGAAAAAGGUGUG
Molecule: messenger RNA, 9486 nt
Organism: Paramuricea clavata
Lineage: Eukaryota; Metazoa; Cnidaria; Anthozoa; Malacalcyonacea; Plexauridae
Source: the annotation of a GenBank genome assembly